This is a messenger RNA of Solea solea (common sole), 1386 nucleotides long. It is a transcript of the gene cep15, whose product is annotated as centrosomal protein 15. Lineage: Eukaryota; Metazoa; Chordata; Actinopteri; Pleuronectiformes; Soleidae. The transcript has 4 exons. The record is from RefSeq and is a predicted model, not a curated record. The coding region runs from base 89 to 487 and encodes 132 amino acids.
ACUUCCGGUUCCGUAACUAUGGGUGGUUGACACUUAUGCUCUCCUUGCAUGGACGGAGGGAGGAAAGAAGAGCUUUAGCUGCUUGCAAAUGGAGUUACUCGAAAAACAUGAGGACAUUUUAAGAGGAAGAGCAGAGCUGCUCCAGCAGAUGGAGAGUCGCAGGGAGCAGCUGAACACACUGAGAACAAAACACGUGAAGGAGCGUGAGGCUGCUCGCCUCAGGAAUGCCACUUUACUCCAGGACUUGCAGAUGAUCAAGGAUCAUCUGAAAGUGAGACAGCUGCCACACCCACAGCUGCUGGCACUGCAGACAAAGUAUUGGGCAUCUGUGGAAGAGUCUCUUCCAGCCUGGGAGCACUUCCUCCUGGGAAAAGGCCCACACCCGACUGAUGGUCCAGGACAGAUGCCCAGAAGAGCCAAACGGCAACCCAGCACAUCUAAAGACCAGGGUCUGCCUCCUCGACCAAAACCACGAGCUGCCAGAUAGGGAAGCAGUGACUGUGAUGUUGCUGCUGUUGCUUGAACACUGGCUUUGACAGUGACAUGCUGACAGCGCCGUUACGCAUCAGCCGGGCCUCAUGCACCGGUGCCAUCCUCCUGACCAGGGCUGGAAACUGGUCAGAAAAAGUCUGAACUGGUGUUUGGAAGUCAGCUCUGGAACGUGUUAAGCAUUCGGUAUCAUUUAAAAAACACAGAUGAUCUUCACACUCUCCAUUCUGACAGACAGAUUGUCUUCUCUGUAUCUGUUCCAUUUUAAUGUUUCUGUUUGCAGUGUUAAAACCACUAGAGGGAGCUAACAGUCUAAAUAAAUGAAGAUGUUUUUACUUGUAAAAAAAAAAAAAGCUUUGAUGUAUAACUGGCAAUACAGUGUUUUUUUAACAGAAUAAUUUACAGUUACCCUAAACAUUAUUCUCAUGUAAAAGCUUGAUAAUCAGAUAUCUGCACAGAUACCAACAUCAUGUCAACAUGGCAUGGUUCCACUGAAAAAUGUCCUUUCUGAAAAGAAUCAAAAUUCAAAAGACUAAAGACUUAUUUGAACAAUUCUUCAAAAAAACUGAUGCAUUUAAUAAGAAAUAUUUAAUUGAUCCCAAGGCAAAAACUGGCUCCAGUGCAGCUCCAACCAAGAUAUAGCAAAGUAGGUAGAAUGACAGUGAAUUUGAAACAAGUUGGUGCAUUUCGAUCCAAGAUGUAUAAGAAAACCGAGAACGUAUAUGUAAAAAUAUAGUAACACUUUACAACAAUGUAUGUUAAAUGAAGGUUCUAUCAGCUGAAAGGCAUUUUUUCCUCUACUUUAGAAUAUUCACGACAAGUUUUUACUGAAAAAAAAUGAGCCAUUGAUUAGGACUGUAAUCAUUAUUGAUGAACUAAUAAAUUAACUGCUGACUA